CGCUCUCAGUUCCACCGCUCGGGCUCGACCCACCGCUGCCCUCAGCUCCGAGUCCAGGGCGAGCGCAGAGCAGAGCGGGCGGAGCACCCCGGGCGCGGGCGCGGACGGCACGCGGGGCAUGAACCUGGAGGGCAGCGGCCGAGGCGCAGAGUUCGGCAUGAGCGCGGUGAGCUGCGGCAACGGGAAGCUCCGCCAGUGGCUGAUCGACCAGAUCGACAGCGGCAAGUACCCCGGGCUGGUGUGGGAGAACGAGGAGAAGAGCAUCUUCCGCAUCCCCUGGAAGCACGCGGGCAAGCAGGACUACAACCGCGAGGAGGACGCCGCGCUCUUCAAGGCUUGGGCGCUAUUUAAAGGAAAGUUCCGAGAAGGCAUCGACAAGCCGGACCCUCCUACCUGGAAGACUCGCUUACGAUGUGCUCUGAACAAGAGCAAUGACUUUGAGGAACUGGUUGAGCGGAGCCAGCUGGACAUCUCGGACCCGUACAAAGUGUACAGGAUUGUUCCCGAGGGAGCCAAAAAAGGAGCCAAGCAGCUCACCCUGGAGGACCCGCAGAUGUCCAUGAGCCACCCCUACACCAUGACAACGCCUUACCCCUCGCUCCCAGCCCAGGUUCACAACUACGUGAUGCCACCCCUUGACCGAAGCUGGAGGGACUAUGUCCCAGAUCAGCCGCACCCGGAAAUCCCGUACCAAUGUCCCGUAACGUUCGGACCCCGCGGCCACCACUGGCAAGGCCCAGCUUGUGAAAAUGGUUGCCAGGUGACAGGAACCUUUUAUGCUUGUGCCCCACCUGAGUCCCAGGCUCCCGGAAUCCCCACAGAGCCAAGCAUAAGGUCUGCCGAAGCCUUGGCGCUCUCAGACUGUCGGCUGCACAUCUGCCUGUACUACCGGGAAAUCCUCGUGAAGGAGCUGACCACGUCCAGCCCCGAGGGCUGCCGGAUCUCCCAUGGACAUACCUACGACGCCAGCAACCUGGACCAGGUCCUGUUCCCCUACCCAGAGGACAAUGGCCAGAGGAAGAACAUUGAGAAGCUGCUGGGCCACCUGGAGAGGGGCGUGGUCCUCUGGAUGGCCCCCGACGGGCUCUACGCGAAAAGACUCUGCCAGAGCCGGAUCUACUGGGACGGGCCCCUGGCGCUGUGCAGCGACCGGCCCAACAAGCUGGAGAGAGACCAGACCUGCAAGCUCUUUGACACGCAGCAGUUUUUGUCAGAGUUGCAAGCGUUUGCUCACCACGGCCGCUCCCUGCCACGAUUCCAGGUGACUCUGUGCUUCGGAGAGGAGUUUCCAGACCCUCAGAGGCAAAGGAAGCUCAUCACAGCUCACGUAGAACCUCUGCUCGCCAGACAAUUAUAUUAUUUUGCUCAACAAAACAGUGGACAUUUCCUGAGGGGCUACGAUUUACCGGAACACAUCAGCAAUCCAGAAGAUUACCACAGAUCUAUCCGCCAUUCCUCCAUUCAAGAAUGAAAAAUGUCAAGAUGAGUGGUUUUCUUUUUCCUUUUUUUUUUUCUAUUUUUAUUUUUUAUUUUAUUUUUUUGAUACAGGGUCUUGCACCGUCUCCCAGGCCGGAGUGCAGUGACACGAUCGCAGCUCACUGCGACCUCCGCCUCCCAGGUUCAAGACACUCUCCUGCCUCAGCCUCCCUGGUAGCUGGGAUUAAGGUUUGAGCCACUGCACCCACCCAACACAGAUGAUUUUCAUUGUAAAUAUUUGACUUUAGUGAAAGCAUCCAGUUGACUGCCCUCUUGCUGUUUUGAGGAACUCGGAAGUGAAGAUUUCAGUGCAGUAGCUGAGGAGAAUUGCCGCCAGACAAUUGUGGAAAAUCAGUGACAUCUGAUUGGCAGAUGAGCUUAUUCUGAAAGGAAGGUGGCUUUGCACUUCUUGCGCUCUCUAGACUGCCGUCAUUGAUGAUCACUGUGAAAAUUGACCCCGUGAUGUGUUUACAUUUGCUGAAGUGUGUUCUUUAAUUUGGUGUAGACUAGGUCUUGCUGGAGGACUGAGAACACUUGCCUUUCAGUGUUGACACUGACUGGAGCGAUGACUGCUUGCAGGUGUGUCUGUACCAUUUCUCAGGGAAGUAAGGUGUAAACAGAAGAAGCCUCACACAUAGAAGAAAUGUAUUAAUGUAUGUAGGAGCUGCAGUUCUUGUGGAGGACACUUGCGGAGUGAAGGAAAUGGAAUCUUUGACUGAAGUUGUGCCUGUAGCCUGGGGGAGGCCCCUUCCCCACCUGCCAGUGGUUUCCUGGUGUGGGCCCCUCUGCCCCGCCCUCCUUCCCACGGGCUUCUCUCCUUGGCCUUCCCUGGAAGUCAGUUAGUUCUUGUGCCAAAAAACAGGAGAGUUCCUCUUGGAUAGGACAUUUUUGUCUGUCCUACUAUCUAGUAAUGUCUAAGUGACGGUUAACUUUUCUUGUUUCUGUGUCUUUUUGUCCCUCAUUCUCUAGAAAUGCUAAAAUUCUUCUCAUAAAGAAGAAGAAAUUAAGGCGCAUAUAUCUUACUACCUGAACUGUUGCCCUUCUGUCCAAGUACUAAGCCGUCUGUUCCCCUCCUCUGUGCCACUCUCGUCUGUCUGUCUGGCUGUGCACUGAUCAGCCUCGGUGACACUAAAGGAGGAGGAGCUGGGACUCACAGGCUGGCGAGCACUGCCAGGAGCCGCCGCUGGAAGCAGGAUGGAGCUGGCUGCGGAGCUGCACACCCAGUGGGCUGUUUCUGCUUUCAUCUGUUCUGUGCUUCCUCACGCCGAUUAUAGUUUGACAGGGUCUUAAAACUACUUGGCUUUUUACAAAUGCAUCUAUUUAUAGAAUCCCAAAGACCUCCACUUGCUUAAGCCAACCUGAAAAAAGGAAAACAUCUUUGUGGUUUCGAGAAAGUACAACGGUGUAGAUGGGGGCGUCUCCCCCAGGGUGUUUCUCAUGCUGCAGGAUAUUUCCUAUCACUCCCAGGGUCCGCAGACUGUGUAGCUCUCAGAAGUGCGGUCCUGCUUUUCUAAUCGGUAUUUUAAAUGGAUUCAACAAGCGCAUAAUAGGUGCCUGCUGGCCGGGCGCGGUGGCUCAAGCCUGUAAUCCCAGCACUUUGGGAGGCCGAGACGGGCGGAUCACGAGG
Molecule: messenger RNA, 3103 nt
Organism: Cercocebus atys (sooty mangabey)
Lineage: Eukaryota; Metazoa; Chordata; Mammalia; Primates; Cercopithecidae
Gene: IRF4
Product: interferon regulatory factor 4
Exons: 9
Coding region: 119-1471 (450 amino acids)
Biological process (GO): immune system process; regulation of transcription by RNA polymerase II
Cellular component (GO): nucleus
Molecular function (GO): protein binding; RNA polymerase II cis-regulatory region sequence-specific DNA binding; DNA-binding transcription factor activity, RNA polymerase II-specific
Source: RefSeq, a predicted model, not a curated record